GAUAACAAUCCUAAUUGUGGGUUUGGAUUUCGCAGUCAAACAUGACAGUUUUGUGAUUAUAAAUUGCUUCAUUUUUUUGUCAAGUUUUAGAGGGGCAUCGAUGACAAAUUUGCUUACGGGAUUGCUUUAGGUGAUAUCACCACUAGUGUUCAAGCCCCCAUUUUUGUUUUGGGCCUCACACGUUCACGCUCACUUCACUUCAUCACUAUUUGAUUAUUCAACCCAUUCAAAAUGACAAACCUUUCACUUCCUCCUCCAUUUCUCAUCAAUGGACUCUCUCACAUUCCACCCCCGUCAGCAAAAGCAUUUGAAGAAGAAUUCAGCGGUAUUCUCCCCCCAGGAAAAGAUAUCCACUCAUCUCGAGGAAUAAUCCACUACUAUGAUUUUAAUCCCUCCGCUUCAUCGGAUGCCAAAAGAGUCCUCAUAAUCCAUGGUAUUGGAACAUGUGCUGUUGGUAUAGGAUCUCUUGCUCGUCGACUCACGGCCUCGGGAUCUCAUGUCGUCACUUAUGAUCUCUGGGGUCAUGGAAAUUCUUCUACUCCUUUGGAAGCGCAUACGCCAGCUUUGAUGCAGAUCCAGAUCCUUGAAGUCCUCUCGCAUUUGGGAUGGAACAAGGCGCAUCUAGUGGGAUUUAGUUUGGGCGGGAGUAUUCUGGCUACUUUCGCCGCGUUGCAUCCCCAAGUUGUGGAGAGCGCGGUUAUUGUGGCGGGAGCAGGACUUUGGAAGAAGAAGAAUAGCGGGUGGUGGAAUAAGUUGCAGAAGGAUGGAGAAUGGAUAGUAGAUGAACAUAGUGAUCAUGAUAUCAUUGAGGAACUAGAAGGUUUCGCCCCCUCGGAAAAAACCUGGCAAGAAGCAUUUCAACAAGGAGAAUUUGUAUCUGAACCUGUCGAACAAUGGCAGAGAGAAAAUCAUAAAGGCCAUGAAGCUAGUGUGGUUAGCAUGUUUAGAUAUGGGAAUAUUUUUGAUCAGCAUGAGAGUUAUAGGAGGUUGAUCGAGAGCGGGAUUAAGAUUUUGGUGAUAGCGGGAGAAUCCGAUAGUCUGUUUCCGCCAGAGUUUGUGAAGAGGGAGCUGGGGGAGUUGGGGUGGGGGAAAGAGGUCAUGCAGGUGGAUGGGGCGGGGCAUAGUUUGGUUAGGACGCAUGAAAGAGUGGUGGGGGAAUUUAUUGAGGAGUUUUGGGGGAGGGAAUUUGGGAAGUGAAAGGGAUUUGUGGUUUCAUGAUUAAGGGAGAGACUGGGGGGAGAGAGGGUAGAUUUUGGUAAGCGAAAACAUUGGUGGAAGUGAAAAGAUAUGAGAAUAGAAAGAUAUCCAUACAAUCAUGAGCUCAUGAAGAAUUGUGGGGAUGUUGGCUGAGGUUUUGCGAUUGAACGGGGUAAUGAUUAUACAGUUCUGCAAAAGGUGCUGAGUGCUAACGUAUUUCCAAUAUCUCAUCUGAGCUUUUCCAUGGCUGAUUAACCGCCGGGACAUCUUUCAGAUGAAUAAAUUCGGA
Molecule: messenger RNA, 1486 nt
Organism: Botrytis cinerea B05.10
Lineage: Eukaryota; Fungi; Ascomycota; Leotiomycetes; Helotiales; Sclerotiniaceae
Exons: 1
Coding region: 232-1197 (321 amino acids)
Source: RefSeq, a predicted model, not a curated record